AUGUCCGGAGUCCCUGGGAAUUCCGAUUGUGAUGACUGUUUAUUAUCUCCUGCCCAGAUGGCCAACACCACCGAGCUGCACUCCACCAUGGAUGCUGACGACGAACUUCUGAGAUACAUCUGGAGAGAGUACUUACACCCCAAACAGUAUGAGUGGGUUCUAAUUGUGGCUUACAUCAUUGUGUUCUUCGUCUCACUCAUCGGAAACUCGCUUGUUUGUUUUGCAGUGUGGAAAAAUCGUCAUAUGCGCACCGUGACCAAUUACUUCAUUGUGAAUCUUUCACUUGCCGACGUUCUGGUCACCAUCAUCUGCCUACCUGCGAGUCUGGUGGUCGACAUCACAGAGACGUGGUUCUUUGGGAAAACACUCUGCAAAAUUGUCCCAUACCUUCAGACUAUCUCUGUUUCCGUGUCGGUCUUGACACUGAGUUGCAUCGCCCAAGACCGUUGGUAUGCCAUUUGUCACCCGCUUAUGUUCAAGAGCACGGCCAAGAGGGCUCGUAAGAGCAUCAUUGCCAUCUGGGUUGUGUCAUGCAUCAUCAUGAUUCCCCAAGCCAUCGUGAUGGAGUGCAGCAGCCUGCUGCCUGAGCUCACCAACAAGACCAGCCUGUUCACGGUGUGCGAUGAACACUGGGGAGAUGAGAUCUACCCAAAGAUUUAUCACACAUGCUUCUUCAUUGUCACAUACUUUGCGCCAUUAUGUCUCAUGGUCCUGGCGUACAUUCAGAUAUGCCACAAACUGUGGUGUCAACAGAUUCCUGGUAGUACAUCUGUGAUUCAGAAGAAUUGGAGGUCCUUCCAGUGCUCAGCACCAAGUACAGGACUGGGGGAGGCUGUCAGGGUGCGGACCAGCACUGUGUGCGCUGAGAUCAAACAAGUCAGAGCGAGACGCAAAACAGCUCGCAUGCUGAUGGUGGUGCUCUUUGUGUUUGCUUUGUGCUACUUACCAAUCAGCGUGCUCAAUGUUAUGAAAAGAGUCUUCGGCGCUUUCAAGAACACAAACGACCGAGAGACGGUGUAUGCUUGGUUCACCUUCUCACACUGGCUCAUAUAUGCGAACAGUGCUGCAAAUCCUAUCAUCUAUAAUUUCCUCAGCGGAAAAUUCCGCGAAGAGUUCAAAUCGGCCUUCUCUUGCAGCUGUUGUGGCCAACGGCAGAGUCAGUCUCUCCGGAUGAGGACCAGAGCGAGUGUGGACAGCCGGAAGUCCCUGUCAACUCAAGUUAACAUUGUGGACAACGUAUCGCACAUAUCUGAUCAGAUGGUAUAG
Messenger RNA from Cololabis saira (Pacific saury), 1266 nucleotides. RefSeq names its product hypocretin (orexin) receptor 2 (gene hcrtr2). Gene Ontology annotation, biological process: circadian sleep/wake cycle process; G protein-coupled receptor signaling pathway; feeding behavior. Gene Ontology annotation, molecular function: orexin receptor activity. The transcript has 7 exons. Lineage: Eukaryota; Metazoa; Chordata; Actinopteri; Beloniformes; Belonidae. The record is from RefSeq and is a predicted model, not a curated record. Gene Ontology annotation, cellular component: membrane. The coding region runs from base 1 to 1266 and encodes 421 amino acids.